AUGGCAGAACCCAUCUGUUUCGCGAAGGGGGCGCUGGUGGUGCCGAAUUGCCCCAUUAUCCCCUACAUUGAGGGCGACGGCAUUGGCAAGGAGAUCACGAAGGUGGCGCACCGCGUCUUUGAUGCAGCGGUGGCGAAGGAGUAUGGGACCACCCGGACGAUUUCGUGGUUAGAGGUGCUCGCAGGGGAGAAAGCGUUCGAGCAGAAGGGCACCUGGCUGCCGGAGGAGACCAUCGAGGCAUUUGACAAGCACCACGUUGGCAUGAAGGGCCCGCUAACGACGCCGGUUGGUGAGGGGAUCCGCUCGCUCAACGUGGUGCUGCGCCGGCGGCUGGACUUGUUCGUGUGCCAGCGCCCCGUGCGAUGGUUCACCGGUGUCGGAUCGCCGAUCCGUCACCCAGAGUGGGUGGACAUGGUUGUGUUCCGCGAGAACACGGAGGACAUAUACUCUGGCGUUGAGUGGGGCCAGGGCACCCCCGAGUCUGCAAAAUUUGCAGACUUCCUGAAGAAGGAGAUGGGUGUGACGACGGUGCGCUUCCCUGAGACGAGCGCGUACGGUGUGAAGCCGGUUUCGCUUGAGGGAAGUGAGCGACUGGUGCGUGCAGCGGUGCAGUACGCUAUUGAUCACCAUCUUCCCUCUGUCACGCUGGUGCACAAGGGCAACAUCAUGAAGUUCACAGAGGGUGCCUUCAAGAAGUGGGGCUACGCCUUGGCCGAGCGUGAGUUCCCCGAGGACGUCUUUACAAUGACGCAGUACGACGCCAUCAAGGAGAAAGGUGGGAGGGAGGCGGCUGAGACGGCGCUGCGAGAGGCGAUGAACAGCGGCAAAGUAGUCAUCAAGGACUGCAUCUGUGACGCCUUUCUGCAGAACACGAUUCUUCGCCCAUUAGACUAUAGCGUGAUUGCCACCAUGAACCUGAACGGCGAUUACGUGUCCGAUCAGCUGGCCGCGCUUGUCGGUGGCAUCGGCAUCGCGCCAGGCGCGAACAUCAACUAUGUGACCGGCCAUGCUAUUUUCGAGGCGACGCAUGGGACGGCGCCGGAUAUUGCCGGGCAAGGCAAAGCGAACCCGUCCUCGCUCAUCCUGUCCGGGGCUAUGAUGUUUGACUACAUGGGCUGGUCCGAGGUGUCGGCGCGCAUCAUCAACGCGCUUGAGAUGGUCUUUCAGGCAAACAUGGCAACCGUCGAUCUUGCGCGGCAGAUGACCGGCGCCAAGGUACUCUCGACAGCUGAAUUCGGGGAGGCCAUCAUCAAGAAGAUCAACGGCGACGAGGUGUAG
Leishmania mexicana MHOM/GT/2001/U1103 is the source of this 1278-nucleotide messenger RNA. Its product is annotated as putative isocitrate dehydrogenase. The record is from RefSeq and is a predicted model, not a curated record. Gene Ontology annotation, molecular function: NAD binding; isocitrate dehydrogenase (NADP+) activity; magnesium ion binding. The transcript has a single exon. NCBI's taxonomy places the organism in Eukaryota, Euglenozoa, Kinetoplastea, Trypanosomatida, Trypanosomatidae. Bases 1 to 1278 code for a protein of 425 amino acids. Gene Ontology annotation, biological process: tricarboxylic acid cycle.